AUGUCAAUGCAAAUCAAUCGUUACUUUUCGAUAUUUAUUUUUCUUUUUGGUACAAUUGGUAAUAUACUUAAUUGUGUUGUUUUAUCUCAACCGACGCUUCGUGUAAAUCCAUGUGCUUAUCUUUUCUUAAUUUCAUCUAUUGCAAAUAUGAUUUCUAUUCUAUUUGGCUUAACAACAAGAAUUUUAGCUGGUUGGAAUAUAGAUAUAACAGAUACAAAUAGUCUUGUUUGUAAAUUUCGUGCUUUUAUUGUUUUUGUUUCACGAACAAUUGCUUUUUGGCUUAUUGCAUUUGCUACAAUAGAUCGUUGGUUUUCAUCAUGUAGUCAAUAUCAACGACGACAAAUGAGUUCAUUAAAAAAUGCUCAACGAGGAACAAUAAUUAUAAUUAUCUUAUCUAUUCUUCUUUAUUGUCAAAUGAUUUAUUGUUAUGAGGCAAAUAUGAGUUCAACUCCACUUCCAUGUUAUGGGAAAAAUGUUGUAUGUCGUUUUUUAACUGAUUUGACAUAUGCAAUAAUAACAAUAUUAUGUCCAUUAUUAAUUAUGUUUAUAUUUGGUUUAAUAACAAUAUCAAAUAUACGUCAAACGUGUACUGCUCGAUUAUUUAAAAAGAAAUUAAUUGUGCUUAAUGGAAAUAAUAAAAAUGUAUUAAUAUCAAAAAAAAGUCAACAACAACGAAAAAAACGUAUCGAUCGUUAUUUACGUCACGUACUUUUUAUUCAAAUUAUAUUCCUUUCCAUUCUAACAAUACCACAAGCAAUUGAAAAAUUCUAUACAACAUUAUCAGUGAAUGCAACAAAAUCAUUGUUAAAUAUAACAAUCAACAAAUUUAUUUAUAAUUUUGUCUUACUUCUUACUUAUCUUGCUAGUGGACUACCAUUUUAUAUAUAUACAUUGAGUGGCGGGAGUACGUUUCGAGUGACACUGAUUAAUUCAUUACAAUCUAUACUCGAAAAACUAACUUGUCGAUAA
This is a messenger RNA of Rotaria sp. Silwood1, 969 nucleotides long. The record is from the annotation of a GenBank genome assembly. NCBI's taxonomy places the organism in Eukaryota, Metazoa, Rotifera, Eurotatoria, Philodinida, Philodinidae.